AUGCAGCAGCCGCCUUUCUCCCUGCUACCUGCCACCUGCGAACUCUGUGGAAAUUGGCUUCCUAACCACCAGACUUCAUGUCCCAGAAACGGUGUCCAUCCUUCCCAAUGGACAAUGACGACGCUACUUAUCGUUGACGUUGACAGCAACAACGACAGCUUCGACAGCUUCGACAGCAUCCCCCAAGACAGCGAUCAGGACGACGUCUAA
Molecule: messenger RNA, 210 nt
Organism: Zychaea mexicana
Lineage: Eukaryota; Fungi; Mucoromycota; Mucoromycetes; Mucorales; Lichtheimiaceae
Exons: 2
Coding region: 1-210 (69 amino acids)
Source: RefSeq, a predicted model, not a curated record